Dioscorea cayenensis subsp. rotundata (Guinea yam) is the source of this 1092-nucleotide messenger RNA. RefSeq lists its product as uncharacterized. Lineage: Eukaryota; Viridiplantae; Streptophyta; Magnoliopsida; Dioscoreales; Dioscoreaceae. The coding region runs from base 1 to 1092 and encodes 363 amino acids. The transcript is spliced from 3 exons. The record is from RefSeq and is a predicted model, not a curated record.
AUGCAUCUCGUGCGCACUUUUAGUUGUUAUUCUUUGCUGUUACGUGGUUGGGCUCUUCAUCGACGAUGUAAAGACGCGUUUCUUCAUGGGGACUUGAAGGAGGAAGUUUACAUGACUCCUCCUCCCGGCCUUGGUGCCUUGAGUCUGCAUUUGUCGUCUUCGGCGCGCUCUUUAUGGCCUCAAACAGGCUCCAUGGGCCUGACCAUUCUUCUUCUAUAUGUAGAUGAUAUGCUCAUUACCGGUGAUGAUUCUGCUCACAUUACCUUUGUGAAACAGAAGUUAUGUGAGACUUUCUUGAUGACUGAUUUAGGUCCACUUCGUUAUUUCUUGGGUAUCGAGAUUACUUCUCAUCCUGAUGGAUACCGUCUAUCUCAGCAGCGUUAUACUCACGACCUAUUUGCUCGCUCUGCUUUGACUGAUACCCGUAUUGCUGCUACACCGAUGGAGUUACAUUUGCAGCUUCGUGCUUCUGAUGGCAUUCUCUUAUCUGAUCCUUCUCACUAUAGACAUCUGGUUGGCAGUUUGGUUUACUUAGCCGUCACCCGUCCAGAUAUUUCCCAUGCAGUUCACAUCCUCAGUCAGUUUGUUGCGGCACCCACUUCUAUUCAUUAUGCUCAUCUUAUUCGGGCCUAUUCUAAUGCUACCUGGGCCAGUUCUCCUGAUAAUCGAGUCUCUAUCACUGGCUACUAUAUCUUUCUUGGUUCUUCUCUUGUUGUUUGGAAGACCAAGAAACAGCCUACUGUUGCCAAGUUUAGUGCUGAGGCUGAGGUUCGUGCAUUGGCUUCUACCGUCCAGGAGGUGCUUUGGCUGCGUUCGAUUCUACAGGACUUUGGUGUACCGAUGACAUCUCUCAUUCCUAUUCAUUGUGACAGUACUGGCGCCCUUCAGAUUGCUGCAAAUCCAGUUAAACAUGAGUUGACCAAACAUAUUGGUGUGGAUGCACACUUCACCCGAUGCCAUGUACGUGCCCAGACUGUAUCACUUCACUAUCUUCCUACAGAGGUUCAGGUGGCUGAUUUUUUUACCAAGGCGCAAACACGUGAUCAGCAUUUAUUCAUGUUGUCCAAACUCAAGACGUACGAUCCGCCUUGA